Molecule: messenger RNA, 8655 nt
Organism: Phragmites australis (common reed)
Lineage: Eukaryota; Viridiplantae; Streptophyta; Magnoliopsida; Poales; Poaceae
Product: protein RADIALIS-like 3
Exons: 6
Coding region: 111-413 (100 amino acids)
Molecular function (GO): DNA-binding transcription factor activity
Source: RefSeq, a predicted model, not a curated record
UCGCUACUCUUAUCACAAGUCACAACUCACACCUUGCUAUAGCUCAAGGGCGAUCCCUUAGCUUCUUGUCGACCUCGCUCGGUUAGUUCACUAGCCUCUCGGUGGAUCUCAUGGCAUCGAUGUCGAUGAGCUCGUCGAGGGCGCAGUGGACGGCGAAGCAAAACAAGCUGUUCGAGCAGGCGCUGGCGGUGUACGACAAGGACACGCCGGACCGGUGGCACAACAUCGCUCGCGCCGUGGGGGGAAAGUCGGCGGACGAGGUCAGGCGCUACUACGAGCUGCUCGUCCAGGACGUCAAGCACAUCGAGGCAGGCAAGGUGCCCUUCCCCGCAUACAGGUUCCCCGGCGGCGCACCCGGCUCCAUGACCGUCGGCGGCUACGAGGCCGACAGGCUGAAGCACCUGAAAAUCUAGGUGGCAUUCAGGAUGCAUGUACGCACAGCGCGUGUGCCAUGUGGCACGUGUGGCUACAAAGAAGCAACUCAAGCAAGUGGCCAGAGCAUCCGUUGUAGAUAAAUCGAUCUCCCAUGUAUGUACCGUGUUCAUCUCAUGUCUAAUCUCUGUAUGUAUGUAUGUAUGUAUGUAUGUAUGUUAUAUGCAUUCGAGAAAAGUGAGAAAUAAAUAGUUUUUCAUUGUGCAUCCAAUUAGAUCAUUGUUGAGGUCGCCAUCAGGAACUCCUGACACGCUUAGGCUCCGCCUGCCUAGAUCCAAAGGUCGCCUGGCUUCAAAACCCUUCUAGAGCCUACAGGCUCUCGACUCUCUAUGGAGCCUCAAGCCUUUGGAGGGUUGGAACCCUUGGAGGGCACUAACUUUCGGAGGCAUUGGUAAGACAGUUAAGCCCCUAGAAAUUUCAAUAGGAAGGGGUCCAUCAAGCAUCAUCUGCCUGCCAUAAAGUGAUCGGUGUUUAAUGCUGAUCUAAUCGAUGGUGAGUCUGACACCCUGUGCAGGGCGGGUGUCGCAAUUGGCGACCGGCCGCGCACGGCAGCCACUUAACAACACUAUAGUAUCACGAUUAGAUGAUGUCAUCAGAUUAAGUACAUAAUUACUUGGGCUUUAACAAUAUUUUACCAGGCCGGCUCUAAACCCCGGUUGUAUAGCAACAGCUUGUAUCUCAGUCUCUUUCAUAGGGGUGCCCUCUGUAAGACAUUAUAAAUACAGAUCUUAGGAACACAUUGAAGGGGAACCUUGGCUCAGAAAAUCAUUUGUGAUGUUCCAUUUCUCUCCACUUCUCCUCUAAGAUUGAAUCAUUCAUGUGGGUUGGCUCUCACCUUAUUUUAUUUGUGGAAGAUAUAUUUUCUUUCAUCAACAAUCAUCCAUCUUUUUCCCCCCUUUUGGCCUAGUUCCAAUUUGUAGAGAUUUUGCCACGAACUAUUUAUAUGAUGUAGAGUAAGAUACUCCUAUAUUGCGCCAUUCCAUCUGCCUUUUUCUUUUGCUAGUUAGUUUUUCCAGUAUUCCAAAGAAACCCUAUUAUAUGGAGCCUUAACCAAAAUCGUGCACAUUAAUUUGACAUGCAAACUGCCAAUGGCAUAUUAGUUCGGCACGCAACUGUCAGCGCGACCAAAUCAUUUAGAUUUUAAGGGCAUGAACAAUCUAGGAUUAGAUGUUUAUACCUAGGUGUUUAGCACUACGUGAAACGGACAAAGAAGACACAUAUAAGUGACAAGUUGUGUAAUGAUCCGUCACUUAUGUCGCAUCAGGUCAGGAUCAGGUAUUUACCCAUCACAAAUAACAAAUAAGAAGUGAUGGGUCGUAAUACUACCUAUCACCUAUAACAUGAGUGACAGGUAAUAACUAAACCCAUCACUUAUGACUUGGUCAUAUGUGACAGGUCUUCCUGCACCAAUCAUAAGUGACAGGUCAUGUUGCGAGAGGUCACUUAUGACUUCGCAAAGGUGACAGGUUUUCCUGGGCCAGUUAUAAGAGACAUGUCAUAAUAUGACCCGUCACUUAUUAUUUGUCGUAACAUGAUCCGUCACUUAUAACAAAUAAUAAGUGACGGGUAAUAUUAUCACUCGUCACCUAUUACUUAGCUCUGUUUAAAGAGUUGGUCAGCCACUAUGCGGGUAAACAGUUACUCAACAGUUCCGCCUGAACAGUGUUGGCGAUUUUCAUCGGCUCUGGUAGAGAUUUUAUAAUAUCUUGUUGAUUUGAACUUUGAAUUGGUGCUAGGUCUUUCAAGGUUUGCAUCUCCCAUUUUCUCCUCAUUUCCUUCUCCUCUAAUCCCUAUUUAGUAGAUUUGUUGUGCUUUAAGUUGCAAUCAACUAUUUUGCAUCUUUAUCCAAAAUCUUAGUACAAGUGAGUUGUAUUUAUGUUAGAUUUGAUAUUAGUUUUGCCUGAUCUACCACGAGAUGCUACAGAUCUAGUGUAUUUGUAUGGAAUUUUUAAUCGCAUGCUUAACUAUAAAAUUAAGGUAAUUGUUAAAGAAGAAUGAAUGUUUUCAUAUUAAUUGUAGAUAACGGACAAAAGUUGGAUAUACCUUAAGACCCGAACUUGUUUGGAGUAUCUGAGCGGGGUGAAGCAUUUCAUGAGUGCUGCCUUGGCGGAUAUGAAAUAUCGUGGUAAAACGGCAAUGUAUUGUCCAUGUCACGACUGCAAGAAUGAUAAGAAGUUUCUGAAACCAGACAAUAUCCAUGCACACUUGGUCAUGUGUGGAUUUAAAGAGAAUUAUACAUUUAGAACAAUCAUAGUGAGGAAGGCCUUAACGAGGAAGAGUUGGAUUGGACCCUCCAUGCCGACAGUGUGGAUGAAGGACUUACACCUGGUGAAAUGGAUCAUGAUCUCAGGAAUGAGGACAUAUUAGGUUUCAAUGAUAAUGAUCUCGAGGAUUUUGUAGAGAAUGUGGACCAGAUGGUGUGGGAUGUUGAGCGACACGACGAGUAUAACAAUGAUGAGUUUGCUAAAUUUCAGGACUUUGUGCGGGAUUCCAAAAUGCCCCUUUAUCCCAACUGUAAGGAGAAGUACACGCGGAUAUUUGGGAACCUAAAGCUUCUACAGCUGAAAGCAACACAUGGUUGGACUGACAAGAGUUUCGAAGCAUUGCUGGAUCUGCUAAGUGACAUGCUACCGGAGGGGAACUUGGUGCCCGAGGGUGUCUAUGAUGCAAAGAAGAUAAUUUGUCAUUUAGGACUAGAAAUAGAAAAAAUACAUGCAUGUAAGCAAGAUUGUAUCUUGUUUCGUGGAUAGUAUGCAGAGCUGGAUCAAUGCUCCAUUUGUGGAACCCAUCGAUAUAAGCGUAGAAAUGACGGUGGUGACGGGGAUGGAGGCAAGAAAAGUAAAGGUGGUCCUAGGAAGGUGGUGUGGUAUUUUCCUGUAAUUCCCCGUCUGAAGCGUCUGUUUGCCAACAUAAAUGAGGCACAAUAGGUGUGUUGGCAUAAGGAGUGUUGUAAGAACGACACGAUGAUAUGACACAUGGCGGAUUCCGCUCAAUGGCAAAUCGUUGAUUCCACAUUUGGUUUGUUCGCUGAAGAAUUGAGAAAUAUUAGGUUUUCUAUGAGCAUAGAUGGUAUGAAUCCAUUCGGUAACAUUAGUACCUCACAUAGCACCUGGCCUGUUGUAUUGUCGAUCUACACCCUUCUGCCCUGGCUUUGUAACAAGCGAACAUACAUUAUGUUGUCGAUCUUGAUAUCAGGACCAAAACAGCCUGGCAACGAUAUCAAUGUGUACCUCAGGCUUUUAGUCGAUGAUCUUAAGAAACUCUAGUCAGAAGUCAUCAAGGUUUGGGAUCAGUACAAGCAAGAGUACUUUACCUUGCACUCCAUGUUGUUCGUCACCAUCAAUGAUCUGCCAGCACUUCGUAACUUUUCAGGUCAGAGCAAAAGAAAAGGUGAAGCUUGCCCACCUUGCUUAGAUGACACAUAUAGUUUGAGGUUGAACAACUCAAAGAAAAUAGUGUACAUGCGGCAUCAAGGUUUCUUUCCAGGAAGCACCCGUACCAAAACAUGGACAAACAGUUCGAUGGAACAAGGGAGAAAGCGUUACCUCCGAGGUAUUUCAGCGGGAAAGAUGUCCACAAUCAGGUUAAGAAUAUCAAUGUUGUCAUUGGCAAGCGAAAACAAUCCUCUAAUGAUGAUGAACACUUAGGAAUGUGGAACAAGAAAUCAAUACUGCAAUCGUGCCACGCCUUUCGAUGACAUUGAAAACUCCAUAUUUAUGCUCCGACCAUAAUGAAGGGAUCCAUGUCAAGAAAGCAUGAAAACGCCGAAUUUGAGUGUGAAAUAUUAAUGUCAAAUUUGAAUGUUUGGUUUCAAGUAAAUUGAAUUUGUAAUAUUAAUGCCAAAUUUGAAUUUUAGGUUUCAAGUUAUUUGAAUUUGUAAUAUUAAUGUCAAAUUUGAAUUUUAGGUUUCAAGUUAUUUGAAUUUGUAAUAUUAAUUUAAAAUUUGAAUUUUAGGUUUCAAGUUAUUUGAAUUUAUAAUAUUAAUUUAAAAUUUGAAUUUUAGGUUUCAAGUUAUUUGAAGUUAUAAAUUGUGACGGGUGAUAUUAUUAACCCGUCACUUUUAUAACUAACAGGUGACGGGUAAAUAACAUAACUUGUCACAUAUGACUUAUAUGUAAGGGUCGAGUUGAAGUAAAAGGUGACAUGUGAUAUUCUUAACCCGUCACCUAUGACUUAUACGUAAGGGCCGAGUCGAAGUAAAAGAUGAUGGGUGAUAUUCUUAACCCGUCACCUAUUACUUACAAUAAGUGAUGUGUGACAUUUAUAACCCGUCACCUAUAUGACUUGUUUGUAUAUAACCCUAGCUAGUCUCCGCGUGCACACUCUCGUUUUGCCUAAGUCUUUUUGCAUGCACGCGCUAGGGUUCUCCGUCGUCGUUGCCCUCCACCCGCCCCACGAGCCGUCGCCCCCCGACCCGCCACUGUCGCCACAGUCGCCCCGUUGCCCCGUCGUCCUCCACCCGUCGCCGUUGCCACGAGUUGUCGCCCCCUGACCCAUCUCUGUAUGCUACCGUCGCCCGUUGCUGUUGCCACUGUCGCCCCUGAGCCCGUCGUUGCCCCCACCAACGAUGGCCUCUCCGCCCCUGUCGGAGCCCCACCGCACUCGAAGCACCGCCGUCGCCCCCGAGCCUGCCGCCGCCGCCUACGAGCCUUCAUCGAGCACUCGGUCACCAUCGCCACGAGCCCUCUCCAAGCACUCGGCCACCGUCAACACGCAGCUCCUCCCAAAGCCCAAGUCCGAGCACAAGGCAAGGCAACGCCGCCGCCAGCUCCUCCUGUCCUUGUUCCCUUCCUCACGAGGUCAGUCAUAAACUUUUGGUCAAAAGCUAUCUAUGAUAUGUCUCAAAUUAGAUUUGUCUGUGUUGAAUGGACUAUAGUUGAAGCAUGUAUCAUUACUCAGGAAAUGCUUGUUCAUACACUUGUUCUUGAACUAACCUGUGAGGUGUGUGCAUGCUUGUUCAUACACUUGUUCUUGAACUAACCAAAGAUAAUGAACAAAACUAUUGACCGCAAAGCAUAUAUAAAAGGAAUUAGUGUCUCUAUGACUUCAACAGGAAUUGCAUAAAUCCUAAAGCACUUGAAUAUACACACUUUUCUUAUCUUGAAUGAGAUGCAGAGUUUGAGAACACUUUUCUUUGUCAUACUUGGACUCAUUGCCACCUUUAGUAUGUGAAACCGGAAGGUGGGUUGUUCGGAGAGUUUGUAGUAAUAUAAGCAGAUUGGUCUGUUUAUUUUAGUAGUUAUCACAUCUACCAUUAUCUAGAGAACACGCAUUUCAACAUAGAUUUCUUAAUCUUGAUUCCUUUCUUUCCUCUAUUGAGAACAAAAUAUACUACACUUGAUUUCCAUGGGGAAGAAGAGGAUUGCCACUUCUGAGAAACCAAAAGCACAAAGGAUGCUAGCACUAGAGGCCGCACUGCCACAAGAAGGGGCGGAUAGGAGCCUAAGCCCUCACGCGUCGUCCUCCUCCGGCAGCAGCGGAAGCUAGUAUUGUAGCCCUAGCCCUGACCUAUCAACGAUGCGGGAAAGCCGACGUUGGGCAAGUGAUGAAGAGUACAAUCUCGUCGAAGAGGUAUUGAUAUGAGUCAACGCAUUUUAUACUUGUUGAAUGGAGGAAUAUUUUUUGUUUAUGUCAACUCCCCUUGUUUUCUCUCUAGAUGGUGAAAGCGCAGUCUCCAAGCCAGACAAUUGGUAGUGGUACACAAGCCUGAAAGGCAAGAUCACAAACACAGUGGUGGACGAACAAGGUUACCGCCACAGGAAUCGACACUGACGGGUUGCCUACGGAUGAAAAGGCCCUGAAUAGAUUCUGCAGGGUCGCAUGGCUCAUUGAUCGAGAAAGGGUGCCAAUAACGACUAAGUUCGAUGACCUGAGUGAUGAAGCAAAGAGGGAGUUGUUCGAUAAUAUCAUCAAGGAGUAUCUGGAGUACCCUGGCAACAUGAGCGAGCGUCAAACAAUCAUCGUGGUCAAUGCAGCAAUGAAAGCGAUCGCAAAACUUCACCAAAUCUUUAAGAGCAAGCUUGUGAAUCGGUACUUGGCUAAAGGGGUGGUGCCCUUCGAGAGCUACAAGCACUUGAAAGAGGAAGAUUGGGAUGCUUUGUGCAGAUGAAGAAACCAGAGCAGUUCAAAAAGGAGAGUGAGGAGAAGAAGCAGCAUCGGACUAGGAACAAGCACAAUCAUAGGACCGGCGCAACCGGGUACUCUGGGAAAAGGCCAAAAUGGCAGGAAGAGGACGAAAAGUUAGCCAAAGAAGGUCGCGAGAAUCAUUGGUUGCAAUUCCCGGGAAGAUCACGAUCAUAUUUGCGUGCAAGGGGUGAGCUAUCCGAAAGCAGGGAAAUCACAUUUAGAAAAAGUGAAACACAGGUAGUCGCAGAAAAAGUUAAAGAAAAGGCAGCCAAAACCAGCCAAGGUUUUUUCACCAGGGUCAGGGAACAUGAUGUUCUCUUAGUGGUGCUGGGAAACCCAGAGCACCCAUGUCGAGUGCAGGGUGUAUCAAGUUCCCAGGACUGGAAAUACGGCUUUCCCGAAGACCUCGGGAUGUACAAGAAGAGGAAGAGGUCUGCAAUGGACGUGGAUGCAUUGACAAAGGACAUCACUCGAAAAGUUUACCCAAACAUCAUGGAGCAGCUUGCAUCACAGGCAAUACAAAUUUCCAUGCCAGUGGAAGCUAGCCUCGGAGCUGCAGGGAAGAGUAGAUGCGCCUCCAAGAUGGUCGAGCAACAAGUAGCUGCUGCCAUGACUGAGUCGAAUACGAUUGACAUGCUAGAAGGGCUCAUGCCCUGCAUCCUUUAAUCAGGCCUCGCGGGUAUCACAUUGAGGUUGCAAGGGGCCAAGUGCUUCCAGGAGUCUCCAUCUUACAUACAGUCUUGAUACGUGCAGGCUAUGUUGUGUUUACGACGGACAUGGUACAUUACAAUACCACCGAUCAUGUGUUGGAGCUCCCACCUAAUGAUGAAGUCACAACUCUAGUUGAAGCGCUUCGUCAAAGGAUCCAGUGGAUGAGGGGCGACAUCGUGGUCUCCAGCGUAUCCCAGUUUGGACGAUCUCCAAGUGCAUCGUCGCCGCACCCCCAACUUCCAGAGAAGGCAGCUUCACUACCUUUUCCUCCUCUAGAGAAGCUGGCUCCACUGCCUUCUCCUCCGCAUCCGGCAACCUCGCUUCCAGAUCCAAUUUCGCCUCCCCUAGAGAGUACAAAGAAGAAAAAAAAAGGAGGCCAAGAAGAAAGUCUUUAAGAAGCACCUCCCGAAGAAGUCGAUGGCCAUCGUACUAGUAAAGAAUACCACAAACAUUGGAGCAGCAUGGACUAGUGCCAACACGAAAUUCAAAUAUGGGAUGCCCAUGAUGACGGUAGAUGGCCUAACAAGGGCGGGAAAAGUAUGUGUCGACCUACAUAAUUACUACACACAGGUUUCUAGAGACAGCAAUGCCACAUCCAUAGUCAUACAGUACAAACGACGACACCUCUUAAGUAAUGGAGACAACUACUUCAUUGUGGGUUUCAAUGACUUAUACGACCUUUUCAACCUUGAAGCCCUGGACGUUUCGUUAUUAUGAAUCCUCACAUUACAUAUGAUGAAAGAAACAAAGAAGAACAAGGAGCCCAUCGCAUUUCUUUACCCUGAGGCCAUUUCAAUAUCAGUAAUCCAAAUUCACCCCGACUACGCUAUAGACCAUGUGAUCAGGCAAUGCAACAACAUUCCAAAAUGCAGUACCUGAUGGGCGCCCACAACACUGGUGGCCAUUGGAUCUUACUGGUCAUUUGCCUCAAGUGGAACUUGGUGUGGUACCUCGACUCUCAAGACCAGUAGGACGAAAAGGCAAACCUAGAGAGCAUGAUUACAACCCUGUAAAAGGACUCCUCGAUAUGGUUUUUGACAAGUACAUUCGAGCUCAACCUGACUACAACAAGAAAGACAGCCGCAAACUGACACACAAGACCGGCUUCGUGUAGUGCCACCAAUAACCACCGGGCAACCAAUGUGGAUUCUAUGUUGUGUGGAACAUGAUCCUCACGAUCCGAGCAAAGGAUAUCAAAUCCCCCCAUGAAUUUAACGCUCUUUUUUUCAAUGAUGGUGCACUCACGGAGAUUCGACGACAGAUCGCCGAGUUCUUGGUGUCUGAAGUCAUCAACCUACACGGCGAGUUUCACUAUAGAACCCCUAGGUUGUUAGGUCUUUUGUAAUAUGAGUUGAUUGGAACUCUGUAACAUUUGUUAUUUUGUAA